Labrus mixtus (cuckoo wrasse) is the source of this 5095-nucleotide messenger RNA. RefSeq names its product NCK adaptor protein 1b (gene nck1b). The record is from RefSeq and is a predicted model, not a curated record. Lineage: Eukaryota; Metazoa; Chordata; Actinopteri; Labriformes; Labridae. Gene Ontology annotation, molecular function: ephrin receptor binding. The transcript has 5 exons. The coding region runs from base 259 to 1440 and encodes 393 amino acids. Gene Ontology annotation, biological process: negative regulation of endoplasmic reticulum stress-induced eIF2 alpha phosphorylation; positive regulation of endoplasmic reticulum stress-induced intrinsic apoptotic signaling pathway; negative regulation of PERK-mediated unfolded protein response.
CUGAGCAAUGACAUGCCUUGAUACCAGAGAGAGAAAAAUGCUAUUCCAACAGGGCACAGCGGCUCAUCAGCUAGGCUAGGUUGUUGGAGUGGAAAAUAAAACUGGCUACACGUUGAAGGAGAGAAGAAGAAGAAGAAGAAGAGGAAGAAGGAGAAGAAGAAGAAGAAGAGGUGGCCAUCAAGAUAUCAGGUCCACAGAGACGUCCCAGAGCCUCUUGAAGUUCUCAGCUUUGAUGCAGUGCAGUGAACCUGGUGCAAGAUGACGGAAGAGGUGAUUGUCAUCGCCAAGUUCGACUACAUGGCUCAGCAGGACCAGGAGCUGGACAUCAAGAAGAACGAGCGCCUCUGGCUCCUCGACGACUCCAAGUCCUGGUGGAGGGUUCGAAAUGCCACCAACAAAACAGGCUUUGUGCCGUCCAACUACGUGGAGCGGAAAAACAGCGCCAGGAAAGCGUCUAUCGUCAAGAAUCUCAAAGACACACUAGGAAUCGGGAAGGUGAAGAGCCGGAAAGGCGGGAUGCGAGACACGGCGUCCAAUGCAGACACAGACAUGUACGCGGAUAACGGCGAGCGGCUGUACGACCUCAACCUGCCGGCGCUGGUCAAGUUCAGCUACGCGGCGGAGCGCGAGGACGAGCUCUCUCUGGUGAAAGGCACGCGGGUGGUGGUGAUGGAGAAGUGCAGCGACGGCUGGUGGCGCGGCAGCUACAGCGGGCGCUCCGGCUGGUUUCCUUCCAACUACGUGACGGAGGACGUCGACGGGACGGCGGGGGGAGGGGGCGUGGGCGGGCUCGGAGACCCGGCGGGAUCGCUAACGGAGAAGCUGGCGGCGGUCGUUAACAGCACGACCAACGGCAACCGGGUGCUGCACACGGUCCAGGCGCUCUACCCGUUCAGCUCCGAGAACGACGAGGAGCUGAAUUUCGAGAAGGGCGAGGUGAUGGAGGUCGUGGAGAAGCCGGAGAACGACCCCGAGUGGUGGAAGUGUCGUAAGGCGGACGGACAGCUGGGCUUGGUGCCUAAAAACUACGUCACCGUGCUGGACUCCGCCUCCCAUAAACCCGGAGCGGGGCCCGCGGGGCCGCCCACGCCCGACUGUGACUACAUCUCGCCCUCAGUCAGCGGGCGCUUCGCGGGGAAGGAGUGGUACUACGGGAAGGUGACGCGCCACCAGGCGGAGGUAGCCCUCAACCAGAGAGGCGUGGAGGGAGACUUCCUCAUCCGGGACAGCGAGUCAUCGCCAAACGACUUCUCCAUCUCCCUGAAGGCGCAGAGCAAGAACAAGCAUUUCAAAGUGCAGCUGAAGGAAAACCUUUACUGCAUCGGACAGCGCAAGUUCAACUCCAUGGAGGAGCUUGUUGAACACUACAAAAAGGCGCCCAUCUUCACCAGCGAGCAGGGAGACAAACUGUACCUGAUCAAGGCCCUGGCUGCCUCCUGAUCCCUCUCUGCUGCACACACACACACACAUACACACACACACACACACACACACACACAUAUAGAUCGUUAACUGCAUCCAUGUAUACAGAUACUUAACAGCAGAACACACACUAACAUUCAGACUCCCAGCCUGAGGACUUAACACAUCAUCAGGACUUUAAUGCCCGACUUGUGAGCAUUCCAAGAGGAGGGAUGGAAAAAAAGGAAAGGAGAGGAGGACACUGAGGAAAGGAAACCGGGGAGACAAAGAGACUAUGGACUCCUGAGAGAUGACUACAGACCUCUUGGUCGCCUAUUUUAAAUUAUCCAGAUGUGUUAGGUCAUAGGCAAUGCCAUGUAUUUCCACCUCGAUAUCUAUUAGAGUUGCAUUUAGUUUCUUUUUUUUUUUUUGUUUUGUUGAUAAUAUAUAAUCUUUUUAACAGUUUCUUUUUAAAAUGUGACUAUUUUUUAACUGUAUCCAAUACACAACACACACACACACACACACACACACACACACACGCAGGCAUCUUUCAGGCGUUAGUCCCGCCCACAGAGGUCUACACUUGCAACUUCAGUUUGUGUCGUCCGUCUUACUUCGUUCUUUACACUUUGUGGACACGCUAAUCCACGUCUUCUGCUAACUGCUAAUCAUGAAUAAACAAUUAAGUGACCAAAAUAUAUUUAUUGAUCGACUCUGUCAGGAUCACAGUCGCAAAAGGACACUCAUGCACAUCCCGUUUUUUUUUUUUUUUUUCCCCAUUUAUUUCUCUCCUGCUUGCCUCACAUAUUGCUGUAUCCAUAUCAUGUGAAUGUUACAAAGCUGAGGCAUCACAGACAGGUGGGGGGGGGGGGGGGGGGGGGGAGGGGGUCUUCAAAAGAGAAUCCCAUGACUUUGCAUGCAUGCACGCUAAUGGGAACAGCGUCCUCCUCAUGCCUUCACCGCCUCCCCUUAAGGAGCGAUCCACGGUCCACAUUAGUGACUGCGAGGUGUAGCUGAGAGUCUGGAGGUCAUGUGAAGAGGCAGAAAGCCCCCUCCCCCUGCUGGAGUUUGACUGACAGCUGAUGCGUCCUCUCAGAAAGCGUUGCCAAAGGAGAUCUCUCUCGGGGGAUAAAGUAGGAGGAAAGGCGGAGGAGCUGGUUAUAAAAAGUCUCGUUCUGCAGGAGUCUGAACGGGGAAAUGGAGGGACAGUCCCGGCGGUCCGGAGGAUGAUGUCACUGCUUCAGAAUUAGCGUUCACUGGAGGGAACGGAGGGGUCAUGCAGGGGUCGCUUUUGUGUGGUUGCCGGGUCCUUACAUGAAGCUGGGAGACGCCCUCUUCCUCGAGGAUAUCAGAAACAAACUCCUUCAGGGUCGAAAAGCAAACUGGUUUAACAACCCGGGAAUCUCCACAUCUUACUUCCAUAAGAAGUCUGAGUUUGUUUUUCAGAUGUAGUCAGAACACAUGGUUUGUAUUUACAGUAAAGAUCUCAAGUGAGUGGGCGUCGAUGGAGUGAAAUCAGACCAAGUGGAGUUGAAUGUUGGGGUGCAGCUAGCUAGCAUUAGCGCCUGCAAUCAGAGCUGCAGCAGCGAGGCUCAGGGAAGACGAGGAGGAUGACGAGUUCUCCAGCUGUUGAAUGAGGCACAGAGAAAAAGAGAGAGAGAGAGAGGAAAGGGGAUUUCAUAGAGGAGGAAUGGAAAAAUGGGACCAUUAAAAAAAAAACAAGAGCAGGAUCAUAUAGGGAGGAGAGAGGAUCUGGAUUAGCGCUCCCAGUCGUUAAUGGGCGGGGAAAUCUGAACGCGAGCCAACGCUGAUGCAUCACAGCAGAGAAUAAAAGGAUUUCUGGAUGGCAGUAUUUCUAGAGGGCUUUUAAGGUCUAAUGGGUCGGAGCAUGAAACAUGGGUGUGACCCUUUACUUCCUCGCCGCUCUCCUGGACCUUUACACAAAACGCUUCUUAACGAGUGAGCAUGCAGAAGAUGCAUUUUAAAUCAUCAUUAGCUUACAGUUUGAUUGGAUGGCUUUAAACUUCUAAACAUAAGCAUAUAGUCUGGAUGAAGAUCUUGAAUAAUACGAUAUAAACAUUUAAAAAAAAAAAAAACACAUUCCAGGGUUUAAAUUCUGUUUCGAACAGAAUUGUAGCAACACGGUUCAACAUGUCACAGGAUUUGGUCGUCAGUGUUGCUUGAUCUUUUCCUUUUUUUUUUUUUUGGACUUGAAACCGUGAAGACUGACUCAGUUGAACCUGUUUUGUUCUGUGUGACAACCCGUGCCUGUUCCCCCUCCUUCUGUGUUCAGUCACCACAAUAAGUAUUUGGGUUACAGGAAUCCUGUUACGUCUCGUUUAUUGCGCCCAAUCCCGAGCUGUCGUAUCUGUGCCAUGCUUCUUUUUUUUUCUUCUCCCUGACUAUUAACAUAAGAUGCUGUGUUUGCAUGUGGACAAACUUCUAUCAGCGACCUUUUCUUUUCUUUUCUUUCUUUUUGUUUAAAUUGGGUGAAUCCCCCCUCCCCCUGGCUUCCAGCUCUGCAGCGUCUGCACCAGAACGCCGAAUUAAAAAAAAAAGUGACAAACGCCAACGCCAUGUGCCCCAGUUUGAAGGAUUUAGGAGAUGUUGUUGUUUGUUUUUGUUUUUUUUUAAAUGUGCCUUCACAGCUUUCUGUCAACCAAAGGUUUACUGCACCUUUAAAAGUAUUCAUCUUCCCACGUCCCUCGUCACUGCCUCACAUGAUUUGGUUAAAUCUUUUUGCAUGUGCGUCACACGAGCUCGAUCAGCGCGAGCGAUAUGUCGAAACGGUGUCCGGCGACGUCCUCAUGUAGAGAAAGGCGUUUUCCUAAUUUAAUGCUCUCUUUUGUUGACAGAAGCUCCAACUGUUUCUUUUGUUUGUUGUUGUUGUUGUCAUGAUUAAAUGCCCUUUUAGGCAACAUCGUGUCUAGUUUUCAAGUGACCUUAACUUUAGCAGACUUCAUCACUUCCAUGAAACGGUGAACGCCUACAUGUGUCGUUUCAUUCAUAAGGAGAAGCUCCCAGGUGUGAUCUAAUCAUGACCUGAAUCUCACCUUCAAGCACCUCGACUCUAACGGUAUCACAUGUCGUUAGGUCGUGAAGGAACUGUCUUUUUUAUUUUUAUUUUUAGACAUUCACUUUUGCAGUUUAGCCACUUAAAUAUGUAAAAAAGGAAACGUAUCAUCAGUGCUUACAUGUUUAACUUGAUGUUCAGAAGUUCAGCGUCUCCCUGCAUAGACUCGUCUCAUAUUAAUGGAGGCUGCAUGAGCAGAGCCUUGUAGCUGUGCAGACAUGAUUCAGAAUCUCCUUAAAGGACAAAGACGUUAUCAAGAGUUUAUUUUAUUUUAUCAAACUAUUUCAAGAACUACACGCAGCUGGAGCCCCCCCCCCCGCCCCCCUCCGAACUAAAACCGACAAAAUCUGGUGCUUGAGUGCUGCUUACAUCUCUACGGUGUGCUUUGUCUCGAAAAAGAAAGCUUCUUUUUUUUUUUUUUUUCUGUAUGAGAGAAAGUGAAGAAAACAAAAAACAGAUCCAUGCUGUGGAAAGAGAACGGCGGUGCUGUGAAAUUUUAAUUGUCAUGCUCUUAAUACUGUUUGUAUGGAUGGAUGGGAGAUCGUCUUCAGGUGUAAUAAUUUAGAAGAGUUUAUUAGAGUGUUCAAAAGACGUAAUAAACGAUAAAAACCAAACAGA